GCGUUAUUACGACAUGACGAAUCAACGGCAGACAGCACAGAUCUAUCUAUCGACACAUGCCGCGAGGCACACAUGCAUUGCAACCCCAUUCAAACUCGCCGAAUGCCCCAAUCUGCAUCACAAAACAGAGAGUCCCCGGGGCGGUAUCCACAUCGGUUCCCUCGUCUGUCUGCUUACAGUAGGUGUAGGCGAGUUCGGGCGGCGUCAGCAGCAUGUGACUCAGUAGCCGAGACUGACGAAGAACGAUCAGUGACGCCGAUGCGAGAUAUCACCCGACAAGCUUGUGUAUCCGCUGGCUCGCUCACCUGAAGAGAUUCGGGGAGGCCGUACGGCACCGCAGUGACCACUGCACGCUGCGCCUCGACGCGCCUGAAAGGGAUGGAGAGACCAACACAAGUCACAUUCAUAACCCUCCUCCGCCACUGUUCGCACCUGGCCUUGCCCAGUUUCUCUCGGAUGAUGGUGUGUGCGUGGGGGUCGCGAAGGUCCACGAGCAUCUCCAGACGCAGCGCUCCCCGGCUGGUCAUGAUGUGGUCUAGCACUUGCUCGAGGACACGGCCAUUCCCUGGCGGGCAGUAGGGGCUCCACGCCAGCAGACGAGACGAGUACUCGGCUGACACGAGCACCCCAGCUUCCAACACACCACUCUGAGAAAGACAGAGGACGAUUGACAGACAGACAGACAGACAGGCAGACAGACAGAUGUUGCCACCUGGCCUUCUCUCGCGCUGUGGUUGGUAUGAUCUGACCUCUGGUUGGAUGUAGCCGUAGAAGGUAGCUGUGCCGGGGAAGGCCGUCGACCCCUCAGCCACACACACAUGGGGGAGCCGGUCCUGCAACAACACCACACCACCAUUGUCAUUCAUGGCGAGCAGUCUUUCUUUCCGUCUGGGUGGCUCACCUGAAUGACAGUAUGGCCCACAAAGGCCUCCUUCAAGCCAGCCACAAGGCUGCCUGAUGCACUGCUCGAGGCAUCGACCUCACUGUCGCCAUUCAGUGUGGCCGGCCAGGGGAUGGCGUGGACAUUGGGAUCGUUGCACACAUUGCGUCGACCUGAUGGAGCAAGACGCAACAGUGAGAAGUUGCUUGUGCUGCACACUGUGCUGUAGCACUGUCUGUAUGUGCCCCGACCGACCGACCGACCGACCGACCGAUGUGUAUGGCGUCCAGCUGGCACAUCAGCCGGUGAUUCGCCACCUCAUAUGCCUGCACAAAACGGCAGCAGGAUGGUUGGUUGGUGGACGGCCUGCUGCUGUUCGUCCUUCUCGUUCUUUGUCUCACCUCUGCAGGGACGUUGAGGAAUCUCCGUCGGUUGAAGUGACAGAAGAAGUGCACACCCAUCGAUGUGCCCUCGCCGCUGCCGACACCAGGCCUCUGCAGAAGCGAUUGGAAGUACUGCUGGCCGGACAGUUCGCACGUCCGCAGCAUCUGCUCCUCCCAAAACUCACUCACCAUCGGCUGACACCCCACACCCCACACAGAGAGAGCAGCGAAGCAUGUGUGUCGGUGGGUAGUGGUGGUCUGUUUGGUACGCUACCUACAUCGCUGCCUUGGUAGACGGGUGUCAGCACACAGGGGAUGCUCGGACGCUCUGCCGCACUCGCAUCAUCAGCCGCCCCUCCCACAUAGCAUCUGGUCUUGAGCAUGCAGGCGAAUUCUUUCGGGGCUCCCUUGAGCUCAGUGGGGUCAUAGAGGGUCAGCACGUCAGCCUGCCCGCUGUCCAGAGAGCGACGCAGCGAAGGGCACUUUUGCAGCAGCCCCUUGAUCUCCUCAUAGUCAUCUUCCGCCUCGCCGUUGAGGGCAAUCUUGCCAGCUAGGCCAGGCAGGUAGGAAACAGUUCUGACGGCGCCAAGGCUGCAAUGCGGCGGAGAUCUGUGGAAGAUCUGCCGAUAGGCCUGGAGGUGAGAUGUUUGGCAGGCGGCAGGAAGCGUAGGACGGCUGAACUGGCAAUGUUGAUGGACAAGGGCUCUCAUUCAUCAGCGGCUGGCGGUUCCCUUCUCUUCCCUGUGCGAGCUUCUAUCGGGAAGAAGGGGGGGGUCGUUUCCAUCCUUAUUGGCUUCGCAAAGCUGUACAGGCAAGCGUAUGUAGCUAGCUCUGCUUUGUUGUGUCGAAGUUCUCAAUGCACGUCCGUUUGUCCUUCCCUCUCUGUGCCGUGCGCUUCUCUGGUUCGACGAUACGCCUGACGCGAGUGUCGUGAGCCUUGAUCACGAGCGACCUCUCUCGGCCACUCGAGAAUGAGGAGGGCCACAACACCGCAAUAACGGCGCACUACCAGGACAGUCGCACUGACCUCACGUGGAUAGAGAUCACACUGCUAUAUGCACACAGGACCACCAAGAUACACACCCAAACCACCAUGAUUCAGCACCGAAAAACUCAUGCAUCACUCUCUACUUCCCCCUUCUCCCACCCACGGAUACCGUCACUGUGAGGCGUUAUUCUGUCUGAGAUCUUCCACCUUGCCCCCUCUGCCCUUCGCCCUCUCCCCGCUCUGCUUCCCUCCGGAGCCGCCGCCACCGGCCAGCGGCACCACUGCCGACUCGUCCGCUACUGCUGCUGCAGCUACAGGCGGCUGUAAGGCCCUCACAUCCGACCAAGCCUUCGUUGGCGAUGGCGAUGGCGGUGGCUUCGAUACGGCCACAGCCUCAGGGCCGCUGGGGCUUCGGGCCGCCGUGGUUCUUGUGCUUUGGUGAGAGGGUGAUGAGGGGGACGAGGGGACGCGGGGAGACACCGAGGGAGAGGACGUCACGCGGCCUGACCGGCCCUGAAUGCAGACAGACGAUCGACACGUGUCACAAUCAGGGAGGGAGGCAGCUCAGCCUUGAGCUGUCUUGUGGAGCGGGCGGGCGGGCCUACCGUUGAGGGUGCCUGUCGCGGCUCGGGCACAAGGCUCAACGACUUCUGUCCGUCAGCCACCUCACGUGGCAAAUGAGCGCCACUAGCAGCUGGAGAGAGAGUCGCUUCUGGCGGCGCGAGAGGGUCCUCGAGGAUGAGCUGCGAGUCCUUGACGCCCGUCACCUUGACGAGGCACUCAAUCGGCACCCCGUACCCCGACAGAAAGUUGCGACCUUGCUCAUAGCUCUUCUCCAACAGACACGCCAGACUCACAGGCUGACACUCAGAAACACAGACAGACAGACAGACAGACAUGCAUGCAGACGGGACGAAGGGGAAAGGGGAGGACGUCCGCUCACCGUGGCUCCUGCCUGGGAUGCGAUCCUCAGCAGAGCGUCUUGCUUCGACCCGCCCGACAGAAAGGUGUCGACUACGACCACCCUGUCGGCCGGACUCAACAAGUUCUUCUUCACCAACAGCUCCCUGUGUCACACCCACACACGCACACCAACAGCAGCGUAAUGGUUGGGGACAGCCACGUCUGUCCCAUCGUGUCCUGGCCAUGGCUUACUUGACGCGUCCCCCAUGCACACGGCUGGUGUAUAUGGCCUGGUGCGAGUCGGCAGCAGUGGAGGUCUCCCCUUUGUGGUGCGCCUGCACCACCGGCACCUGCAGCUGCACCGCCAGAGGCAUCGCCAGCACCAUGCCGCUCUCGUCCGUCAGCAGCUUGGUGGGCCGGUAACGCGCCAAACGAGGGCCCAGCUCCUUGGCGCAUUCCUGACAGGCACACGUGCAGGAGACAAGCCCUUCAAAUGAGACAGAAUGAGAGGUGCUGUUUGGUGGUUGGCUUACGGUGACGAGCUGGAUGUCGACUUGUGCCUCGAGGAAAGAGGAGACGUCGAGGAUGCCCUCGGCCUCGUCCAGCACCCUGCCUUCACGAAGCAAACGCUCCCUGCACACAUGCAUGCAUGGCAUGGGAGCAACACAAUUGUGCAUCUGUAUGCUAUGCCACCUGCCUGUGUAUGACGGCCGUCACCUGAGUAGAGAGAACCCCUUGUGCUGCCGCUGGAUGUCGAUGUUGGUCUCCACAUUGUGCCGCAUCCACGGCUGGAACUCCAGCUCGAAGUCGGCCUGCAGUGCCCCCAUCAGGUUGUUGAUGGCCGAGCUCAUCGACACCAAGCUCUUGCGCAGGUCGAGUAUGGCCAGGGCGGCAGACACCUCGCCGCUCUCGAAGAUCUCACGCUGCCCGUCAAAGUAGCACAGCACCGUGCGGAAGGUGCCUUGCCGACGCAUCGACGACUGCACCCACACACACAAAGGGCAGAUGAGGUGACCUCGGGUGCGAAGGGCAGCGUGCUGUCGCUGACCUUUGACAGAAGCAGAUUCUGCGUGAGCUUCUCGACGUGGAGGCCCAGACGAUUGAACACAUACAUUGCAUUCUUGCCUGAGCCGAAACACGACACACACACACACACAGAUAUGAGAGAAAGCGCCUUGGUCUGGCUGUCUGUGCGUACCUUCUCCCGUUUCCACGGCUUCAACCUCGAAGCCCGACCGCUCCGCCACACACGGCAGGCCAGUCACCUCAUAAAUGUACCGGGCCUUGUACGCAGCCAACUCCUCCAAACUCCUAACCAACCACACACAGACGACGCUAGACACCUUCUGUCACCACAGCUGACUGCCUGACUCACUCACGUCUUUGCGUCCACUUUGACGUCCUCGAAGUCGGGAAAGUUCUGCCUGAACUCGACGCCGAAGUUCUCAAAGACGCCGCCGAGGCUGGCCAUCAUGUAGUCGGGGACGGCACUCACAUACACGUGGUUGAAGGCCACCGAGGAGGGCUUCUUGUCGAUGACGUCCAGCCCGGGGUACAGCCGCCGCUGCUCGCGGAUGGCCUCGGCGGAGCCGCAGAAGAGCUGUAUCUCGUCCUCAAGCUCAAAGGCGUCCUCAAAGUGCCUGUCACAGAAACGAGGAGUCGGUGUUGUGUUAGUGUGCUUCUCUUGCGGCGUGUGGCGUUUACCUGAUAUCUAGUUCGUCUUCAUCUUGGUCCAGUGUCGGGGCAGAGGCCGCAUCCGCAGACACCGAGGAUGGUAAUGGCGACGACGACGACGACGAGAGCUGAACACACACGUAGACGAAGCGAAAUGCAGGACGGCCUGACGAUUGCAUGCAUCGAGGAGCAGAUCCACUCACGCGCCUACCGCCUCUGAAUCGACAUCGUCGUCGGCAUCAUCUUCCGCCUCGUACCUGCGGCACACACAUGGCAACACGACAACAGAUCAGUUCACGCACCACACUCACAGACAAAUGUUCUUUCUCCCCUUCUGGAGGUCACCCCACCCACCAGUCUUCUUGCUCGUAGACGGUCCUCGUGAGCCUUCUGCUGCCCUUGCGGACGUGCGCGGGCGCAGCAGCUGAUCCAUACGACGAGGCCAUCUCCUCCAUCUCAUCGUAAUACCUCUCCACCUCAUCGCUUAUCGAACGCUUCCUUUACGCACACACAGACACACUCAGGCAGAUCCAUCAACACUGCUGCAAGCGGCCUGUUCAGCUGACCUGUGGUGUCCCCGCUCUGCCCUUAGAUCCGUGAUGCUUCGCCGCCGCCUUCCGACUGUUGCAAUUCCCUCCACCAAGCCGCAGCCACCACCAGCUCUUGCCCGCCGCCGCCUCACCCAGGACCUUUGGCGGCCCUCCCUCAAUGGAGCAUGGAUGAAUGCAGCGGCGGCAGAUGGUGCUGCGAGGAAGGAAAUGAGGCCUUGUAGGGCCACGACUGCCAUGGAUCCUGCGAGACCGACGGAAGAAUGGGCGCGCUGAUGGCAGAUGGCACAAGAUCAGGAAAGAACGCUGACUGCACGACAGGUCGAACACCAGGAAGGAAGGGAAGAC
Molecule: messenger RNA, 5724 nt
Organism: Vitrella brassicaformis
Lineage: Eukaryota; Vitrellaceae
Source: the annotation of a GenBank genome assembly